Momordica charantia (bitter melon) is the source of this 1961-nucleotide messenger RNA. RefSeq names its product pyrimidine d. The record is from RefSeq and is a predicted model, not a curated record. Gene Ontology annotation, biological process: 'de novo' pyrimidine nucleobase biosynthetic process; pyrimidine ribonucleotide biosynthetic process. Lineage: Eukaryota; Viridiplantae; Streptophyta; Magnoliopsida; Cucurbitales; Cucurbitaceae. Gene Ontology annotation, molecular function: dihydroorotate dehydrogenase activity. Gene Ontology annotation, cellular component: cytoplasm; mitochondrial inner membrane.
ACUAAAUUGAAAUUGUCAUAAACGUUACAAAGGAAUCACCCAUAGGGGGAGCACGGGCUUGGGCGAAAUUUUGUUUGUGGCGUUCACCACCGCCGCCGUCGCCGCAAUCACAACCACCGUUCGGAUUUCGAAAACCGUCGGAGUUCCGGCGAGGUUUGCUCGCAGUCCGACCAUUUGGCAGUCUUCAUCAUUUUGUUUGGAGCUCAGAGCAUUUUUGUCUUUUCUCUCUCUGUUCUCUCGUACGUUCUUGGGUUUUGUUUGUUCAUGGCGGCUACGGCUACCCGCAAACUAAUAAGAGAUGCUUUCUUCAAAGGGGCGGUUUCACGCCCUCUUCAAGGCGCGAGACACUGUUCUACGGCUUCUGAGACCAUUCAUAAGAUCCCUCACACUUCUAGAAAGGGGAGAUUAUUAACCGGAGCCACCAUAGGCCUAGUGAUAGCUGGAGGUGCUUAUGUGAGUACUGUGGAUGAAGCAACUUUCUGUGGAUGGCUAUUCUCCGCCACGAAACUGGUUAACCCAUUCUUUGCCCUCCUUGACCCUGAGGUUGCGCAUAGGCUAGGCGUCUCAGCAGCAGCCCGUGGUUGGGUUCCAAGGGAGAAGAGGCCCGAUCCACCAAUUUUAGGACUUGAAGUUUGGGGAAGGAACUUUUCAAAUCCCAUAGGUCUUGCUGCAGGUUUUGAUAAGCACGCUGAGGCUGUUGAUGGUCUUCUUGGAUUAGGCUUUGGCUUUAUGGAGGUUGGUUCUGUGACACCUGUUCCACAAGAAGGCAAUCCAAAACCUCGUGUAUUUCGAUUGCGCGGGGAAGGAGCUAUCAUUAAUAGAUACGGCUUCAACAGUGAAGGAAUUGUUGUAGUUGCAAAGAGGUUAGGUGCCCAGCACGGAAAAAGAAAGUUAGAUGAAACUUCAAGCACUUCACCUUCCUCUAGUGAUGACGUUAAACAUGGUGGUAAAGCUGGUCCGGGAAUUCUUGGGGUCAAUCUCGGAAAGAACAAGACCAGUGAAGAUGCUGCUGCAGACUAUGUGCAAGGGGUCCAUACAUUAUCCCAGUAUGCUGAUUACUUGGUGAUUAAUGUUUCAUCACCCAAUACCCCUGGAUUGCGUGUGCUUCAAGGUAGGAAGCAAUUGAAGGACCUUGUUAAAAAGGUUCAAGCGGCUCGGGAUGAAAUGCAAUGGGGUGAGGAGGGUCCUCCUCCUCUACUUGUGAAAAUUGCCCCUGAUUUGUCUAAAGAAGACCUUGAAGAUAUAGCAGCUGUUGCUUUAGCCCUCCGCUUGGAUGGAUUGAUUAUAACAAAUACAACUGUUUCAAGACCAGAGCCCGCUGAUAAAAAUCCAUUGGCUACUGAAGCUGGUGGAUUGAGUGGGAAGCCUCUCUUCAAUCUAUCCACCAGCAUCUUAAAGGAGAUGUAUGUUUUGACCAGGGGAAGAAUUCCUUUAGUUGGCUGUGGUGGCGUUAGCAGUGGUGAGGAUGCGUACAUGAAAAUACGAGCUGGAGCAACUCUUGUUCAGCUUUAUACAGCAUUUGCCUAUGGUGGGCCUGCCCUGAUUCCUCAGAUAAAGAUGGAACUUGCUGAAUGCUUAGAAAGAGAUGGUUUCAAGUCAGUCCAAGAAGCAGUUGGUGCAGACUGCAGAUAACAACUGCUUGCUUGUGCACUUGUUUUUAUGGACUGAAUCAUUCAAAAGAUUUUGACUGACAAUAUGGAAUUCAGUUCUCAGAAUUUUAUAAAAAUUUUCCCUCCCAUUGGAGGCAGAUUGCCCUACAAGGUUUCUUCUUUCUGAUGGGGAUUGAUUUGAUUGGGUUCUCUGUUUUUUGAUUUUCACAUUGGCUCUUGCUUUCUCACAUUGGGAGAGAACUGUAUGGGAUAAUUGCUUACAACUUCUUCUUCCCAGUUAUUGUUACAAGAGGUUCUCUGUUGAAAUAUUUUUUCUUUAUAUUAUUGGAUUGGUGAGGCCUGUGUUUCUAA